Messenger RNA from Pelmatolapia mariae (spotted tilapia), 1394 nucleotides. RefSeq names its product tetraspanin 13b (gene tspan13b). The coding region runs from base 157 to 768 and encodes 203 amino acids. NCBI's taxonomy places the organism in Eukaryota, Metazoa, Chordata, Actinopteri, Cichliformes, Cichlidae. Gene Ontology annotation, cellular component: plasma membrane. The record is from RefSeq and is a predicted model, not a curated record. The transcript is spliced from 7 exons.
GCAGAUGAUCUUAUUACUCGUUGGACUGAUCAUCUAUUGCUGCGGACUAGCGGAAUAAGUAGCUCAGUGGGUCUUUGUCCGGGUUUUAUUUCUUGUGUCGAGAUAUUUAUUUAAACAUCAGUUUCAAGGAUUUAUUGUGUUUAUUUGCUGGUGAACAUGGGCUGCGCUGGAUUUACCUGCUCCAAGCACUCCCUGUGUGCGCUCAAUAUCCUCUAUGUUAUGGUCAGUCUCCUGAUGAUUGGCAUCGCAGCAUGGGGAAAGUGGUUUGGUCUGGUCUCCAGUUUCCAGGUGGUGGGAGGCAUCAUUGGUGUGGGUGUCUUUCUCUUCUUUGUGGCUCUGGCUGGCCUCAUUGGGGCAAUGAAGCAUCACCAAGUCCUGCUCUUCUUUUACAUGAUCAUCCUGUUCAUGGUAUUUAUUGUACAGUUUUCUGUUUCCAGCGCUUGUCUGGCUAUCAACAGAGAGCAACAGGAUCACCUGCUGGAGGUGGGCUGGAACAACUCUGAGAGCACCCAGAGAGAUGUGGAGAAGAGCCUCAACUGCUGUGGCUUCAAACAUGUUGACCCUAACAGCAUAUGUGAUGCUGCUUGUUUCCCCAACAGCUUCUGUUCGCCUUGUGCAGACCAGAUUAAGGAACAUGCUGGAGAUAUUCUCCGAUUUGUAGGAGGAAUUGGCCUCUUUUUCAGCUUCACUGAGAUCUUGGGAGUGUGGCUCACAUAUUGCUACAGGAACCAGAAGGACCCACGAGCCAACCCUAGUGCUUUCCUGUGAGACAGCCAAAGCUCCAGCCACUGACCAACAUCCAAUCACCUCAUCCCCAAACGACCUCUAUGGAUGUUCUGACUUGUGCAUUUUGACUGAUCACUGCAGUAAACCUGAUGUGUUUCGUUUUCAAGAGCUAAGUUAUGUGUGAGGAGCGGCGAACAUGCUGCCUUCAGCAUGACAUUCCCGCAAAAUACGGAUACAGUUAGUACACUGUGAAAUAAAAAGAAGGAAUACUGAUCUGCUAUAUAAUCCAGAAGUAUUUAUACACCCUGCCUGAGAGUUAACUCUGAACACUUUUUUGUCAUUUUGUUUCUUUUAUAAAACAGUCGAUUCCACUGGAAGCAAUAAUAUCAACCACUUCUCUGCACACUGAUAUUACAGAUUCUGAUGUUUUACCAUGUGUAGAAAUGUGAAUGUGUGAGGAGCGGCUUUGUUUGUAACCUGCAGAUGUUUUGCAUAUUUGAAAGUAAGUGUGUGCCUAUGAGUUUUUCUCUGUUUGCUGUGGAUUUGCCCUUUUGCAUGACUCUGUCCAUUAAAAUGUGGGCUACUGUAUAAAAAACUGCAACAAUGAGUCUGUAAGCAGUUCCUCUGAGCCUUUGUACUGGAAACCACACUAUGAUACUAAUCUAAUA